AUGGAGUCAGCAGCAACCAGCAAAACAGCCUCCUUCUCCCUGCCCCUCCCACACUCCCUCGACAACAGAAUCUAUGUCAGACUGUCACUCAAGUCCAAAGCCCUGGUGGUGUUUUUGACGACGGCUACGUCUGAGGAGGCGGGCCAGGCUACACCGUUGGGGUCGUUUGUUUAUGCUUUGCCUGAUCGAUACAACCCCUCACAACCCCUCUCAACAGCACUCUGCACGGUGGAACCGACGCUAGAGUUCACGACGAGGAUGGCGAGGCUGCUGGUGAGGAAGAUGGGGAAUGAGAGGCCGGUGUAUGUGGGGAAUUCGAUCAGCUUUGCGAGCACGGGGUUGGGAGGGGUGGUGGAGGAGGAGAUGGAGGGGUUUAAGGCUGUUGUGGUGGGGAUUAUGGGGGUGUUGAAGAGGUGGGAGGAGGAGGAGGGUGGGCAGAAUGGGGUUCGGGAGGGGGUGGAGGGGUUGAGUGUUUCUUCUUGA
Molecule: messenger RNA, 483 nt
Organism: Podospora anserina S mat+
Lineage: Eukaryota; Fungi; Ascomycota; Sordariomycetes; Sordariales; Podosporaceae
Exons: 2
Coding region: 1-483 (160 amino acids)
Biological process (GO): proteasome assembly
Source: RefSeq, a predicted model, not a curated record